CCUGGGCUUCUUCUCAAAGCGCAAUGUUGAGUCACGUGUUGACCUAGCCUCCAGCCCUACCUAGGUACAUGUAUCAGCGGAUCGACCCGCCUCCUAAGUACCGUCCGGCACGGGUGUAUCCGCGUCUAGUGCAGCGCCUCCCAUCUCAUAGAUACAGUCGAGUUGCAACUCUCUCAACCGCCUGCUUUCAUCACUCUGUGACCGGUUCCGAUUGAUAUGUUCGGACAAGUAUAUUGUGAUAUUGUGCUUACUAACGCGCAUGGGGCCGAAGAUCCCAGGAAUCCGUGCCCCUGCACUUGGCAAGUCCCAAUCAUCUGGACGCGAACAGAAAGGGGCGCAGCUUGAAGAUCAUAUAAUGACCGUGAGCGGCUACAACUUUGCAGAGGUUGGGAGGAUGAGUUCUCUCUUGUAUUUAUUUUUCGUCCAUGAACCAUGAAUAGGAAUAUCCGCCGGUUUGCCCUCUAUUCCAUAGGGGUAGCCUGUCUCCUGAUAGUACUGGUGACGGGAGCUCUUCUCCACUAUCGCCUCGAUGCGUUUUCCACAGUAAACCUUAUUCCACCCGCAAAAGCACAAAAGCCACCAGCGAGCACCCCGUCACCAGUCACACCGGACUUGGCACCAACUGCGCUGCUCAAGACGCCUGUUGAACUCCAUGUUGAACGCCCACCACCAAACUAUGGACUGUCGCCCGCCGAAUGCCGUGCCCAGUUCCCCGGCCUCUUCGAUCAGAUAGAUCGGUCUGUUGCCUGGCGAAAGGAAACAGGAAGGAACAUCACGAGCGCAGAUCUGGAUCUGUCCUGGAAGUCCAGUGGAGUAGCACGGGCCUUGAUACACAAUCAGAAGCUAUACAUACUCGAAGCGACAUUCGACCCGAAAGGGCACCACAGACCACGACUCUACGCCACUCUCCAUCAGCUGAACCGCGCUAUAUCGUCGGCCCCCUUCCCGAUCCCCUCCAUCGAAUUCACAUUCACCGUCGACGACAUCGCCGACGAAACACACAGCCACCAUGCCAUCUGGGCUUAUUCGCGACACAUGUCCCUCGACAAUGAAGCGACAUGGGUCAUGCCGGACUUUGGGUACUGGUCGUGGCCACUUGAACUGGUGGGCGAGUACGACCAGGUACGACUGGAUAUGCGGGUUCGAGAGGUGGAAUGGGAAAAGAAGAUUCCAAAGGCGCUUUGGCGAGGGGCAGUGAAGACGAAUAAGGCGAUAAGGGGCGCGCUCCUGGACGUGACGACGGGUAAACCUUGGGCUGAUGUUCAGGAAGUCAAGUGGAAGAGUAGUACACAGGUGGCUGACGGCAGCUCCGCGGUCGCGAUGGCGGAUCAUUGCAAGUAUCAAUUUCUCAUUCACACCGAAGGUCGCAGCUACUCCGGCCGCGGCAAAUACCUGCUCAACUGCCAAUCCGUCUUCAUCACGCACAAACCCCAGUGGCUCGAGCCCCAUACGCACCUCUACGUAACCUCGGGCCCGCUCCAGAACGUCGUAGAGGUGCGACGCGACUUUUCAGACCUCGAGGAAAAAGUGCUCGAGCUCAUUCGAGACCCCCAGCGCGCCAAAACCAUUGCGAAUAACAGUGCCGCGGCGUUUCGAGACAAGUACCUUUCGCCCGCGGCGGAAACGUGCUAUUGGAGGCAAUUGUUUCUGGCGUGGGCGCAUGUGAGCUUCGAACCGGAGAUAUGGGAGGUUGGGAAGGACGGGAGGCCGAAGAUGAGGGGUGUACCUUUUGAGACUUAUGUGGUGCGGGGCGGCCCCAGUCAAUGCUCAUGGUUGGGGAAGCUAUUCUCUCGGUGUUGAGGAAAACACUCCGCAGCAAGAUGAAACGGUUCUUGUCGCUGAUCAAAGAGUGGACAAGGGGCAGGAAGCCUCAAACGCACGGCCGCGCGCUCCGAUCAGGGCAGGACAAUGUCGUUAUACGAGAAACGAGCCGGAUUGGAGUCUCGAAUGCUUGACUUACACGGCGUCCACAUUCCACAUUCCAGACGAACGGAUAUCUCCAGAACAACAGAAUCGAGAGGAAGAGAGGAACUAGGUACACAGAACUCUCAUAGGUUUGCUGGGGGAAGAGAAGGGCCCUCACAGGAAACCCCAGCCGGAGGCAACCCUCGAUGAAAAGACCGGCCAGGGAACAUUGAGCGACCAACCAAGACGGACCAUGAUCACCCAAGGUUUGCACUCUAGAAGGGAAGGGCUAGGAAUCCUGGAGGCGAUGGUUUUUCUCGUCCACAAACAGUCCAAAGAAGACCAUGCCGAAGCACACUAGAGCAACGUGCCUGGUCCCGACCCGAUAGGC
Molecule: messenger RNA, 2296 nt
Organism: Westerdykella ornata
Lineage: Eukaryota; Fungi; Ascomycota; Dothideomycetes; Pleosporales; Sporormiaceae
Exons: 4
Coding region: 433-1800 (455 amino acids)
Source: RefSeq, a predicted model, not a curated record